Molecule: messenger RNA, 1464 nt
Organism: Varanus komodoensis (Komodo dragon)
Lineage: Eukaryota; Metazoa; Chordata; Lepidosauria; Squamata; Varanidae
Product: keratin, type I cytoskeletal 47 kDa-like
Exons: 7
Molecular function (GO): structural molecule activity
Source: RefSeq, a predicted model, not a curated record
AUGGCGCUCUCCGUCCUCACAUCUGGCUCUUCCCGACAGCUGUCUUCAUACAGCAUUGGAGGUGGUGGUGGAGGGUCCGUCAGGUUAUCUACUAGUGGAGGAUACAGUGGCGGCUCCAAAUUUGCUGGAGGUUAUGGCGGAGGUGGUUACAGUGGAGGAAGCCUUGCUGGGGGAUAUGGAACAGCCCUGAGCACAGGCCUGAGUGGUGGCUAUACCAGCACCAGCUUUGGAGGUGGCUAUGGCGGUGGCUACGGCGGUGGCUACGGCGGUGGCUCUGGCGGUGGCUUUGGUGGUGGCCUUGGCGGUGGCCUUGGUGGUGGCGGUGGCUUUGGCGUUGGUCUCGGUGGUGGCGGUGGCUUUGGCGGUGGCUUUGGGGAGGGAGAGGGCAUCCUCAAUACCAAUGAGAAGCAAACCAUGCAAAGUCUGAACAACCGCCUUGCGAACUACUUGGAUAAAGUGCAUGCCCUCGAGGAGGCAAAUGCAGUGCUGGAACUCAGAAUCAAGGAAUGGUAUGCAAAGUUCAGCACUCCUCGAGCUGACCCUGACUACAGCAAAUAUUUUAACAUCAUUGAGGAUCUUCAGAACAAAAUCCAGAAACAAACUAUUGAAAAUGCUGGGAUCGUUUUGCAAAUUGACAAUGCUCGACUAGCUGCCGAUGAUUUUAAACUUAAGUAUGAAAAUGAGCUGUUCCUACACCAGAGUGUGAUGAGUGAUAUCAAUGGCCUGCGGAAAGUCUUGGAUGACUUAACCAUGAAUAGGUCUGACUUAGAGCUGCAGAUCGAAAGCCUGAAAGAGGAGCUGACUUACCUCAAGAAGAACCACGAAGAGGACCUGAAGAGUUUCCGAGGCUUAUCGAGUGGAGAUGUCAGCGUUGAAAUGGAUGCUGCUCCAGGACUUGACCUGACCAAACUCCUGAAUGAGAUGAGAGCACAGUAUGAAGAACUUGCUGAAAAGAAUCGGAGAGAGGCAGAAGAACAGUUCAACAGACAGGUUGGAACUCUGAGACAACAGAUUUCGGUCAACAUGGAUCAACUGAACACAAGCAAGAGUGAAAUUUCAGAUCUGAGGCGUACUAUCCAGGGUCUGGAACUGGAGCUGCAGGCCCAGCUUGCCAUGAAACAAUCUCUUGAAGGUAGUUUGGCAGAAACAGAGCGAAAUUACUGUGAUCAGCUCGCCCAAAUGCAGGGGCAGAUCAGUAGUUUAGAGGAACAGCUCAUGCAGCUCCGCUCUGAAAUGGAAACCCAGAAUGUGGAGUACCAGCAGCUUAUGGGCAUCAAGACCCGUCUGGAGAAGGAGAUAGAGACCUACCGCCGCCUGCUGGAUGGAGAAGAUAUUCCCCUUUUGCAUUUUUAAUUUUCAGAAUCACUGAAAACCAGAACAGUUAAGACAAUUGUGGAAGAAAUGGUUGAUGGCAGAGUUGUUUCAUCCCAGAUCAAAUCAGUUGAAGAGAAGCCAACUAAAUAA